Oryza sativa Japonica Group (Japanese rice) is the source of this 3119-nucleotide messenger RNA. Its product is annotated as pentatricopeptide repeat-containing protein GUN1, chloroplastic. Gene Ontology annotation, molecular function: protein binding. The record is from RefSeq and is a predicted model, not a curated record. NCBI's taxonomy places the organism in Eukaryota, Viridiplantae, Streptophyta, Magnoliopsida, Poales, Poaceae.
GCCUUGCUUGCUCGGGCGUCUUAUCUCGCGGCGCGUUCUUGGUGGCCAUCCAAUCCAAUCGAAUCCGCGCGAAAUCCAAUCCCUAAUCCCGCAUCUUAUCGUCCCAAAUCAUCGCCCCGAGGUUGGCCCCGCGAUCUUGGGGUGAAUUGGUGGCGGUGGUGAUGUGGAGGAGUCCGUGAUCUUGGUUGGUGGGGUUGGGAAUUUGGGAGGUGUUUGAUCGGGUUUGGGAGGAGUCCGGCGACGAUGGCGACGCCGACGCACUUCACGCCGUCGCAGACGCACGCCGCGGCUUCGCACCACCACCCGUCCGCGGCGGCGGCGGCGAGCGCGGCGUCCGCGCGGCUCCACGCGUCGGCGCAGCCGGCGUCGGCGGCGGCGUCGGCGUCGGCCGCGGCGGCGGCGCUGUGCCCGCCGUUCCCCGCGGCGGGGGCGGCGUGCCCGCCAGCGCAGGGCCCCAUCUUCGGCGGGGGGCCCGGGGCGAAGCCGUGGGUGGUGCAGCAGCAGCAGCCACAGCGCGCCGCGGCGGCGGCGCUGGGGCCGGAGUUCAGGCGCGCGCGCUCCACGAGGAACAUCUCCAAGCGCAGCCGCGGCGGCGCGUGGGGCGCGCAGGACCGGGGGGGCGGCGCGCGCGGCGGGCCCUUCUCCGCCGCCGCGGGGCGCUGCGUGGAGAAGCUGCUCCGCGUGGCGCCCGACGACCGCCGCGCGCUCGGCGCGGCCCUCGCCUCCUCCCGCGGCGAGCUGGUGGCUCCCGAUGACUACUGCCAUGUCCUGCGAGAGCUCGGCGACCGGGACAAAUCCGCGCUCCGUGCGUUCGAGGUGUUCCACGCCGCGCUGCCGCAUGUCGGCAAUGGCGCCGUCGACAAAGGCAAGCUCCUGACUGCUUCCAUUGGUGCGCUCGGCAAGAUGGGGAGACCAGACCUUGCAAGGAGAGCCUUCGAUGAUGGCGUUGCGGGGGGUUACGGCAACACGGUGUUUGCGCAUUCGGCUCUAAUUUCAGCGUAUGCAAGGAGCGGUCUUGCGAAUGAGGCCAUGGGGGUGCUCGAGUCGAUGAAAGGUGCAGGACUGCGGCCUACCACGGUGUCUUACAAUGCGGUGAUUGAUGCGUGUGGUAAAGGCGGCGUCGACCUUAGGUUCACACUUGGUUAUUUCCGGCAGAUGCUGAAGGAUGGGCUUUGUCCGGACCGGAAGACUUUCAAUUCGCUUCUCGCUGCAUGUAGCCGCGUGGGGCAUUUGGAAGAUGCCCGUGCUGUCUUUGAUGAAAUGAUCCAUCUUGGCAUUGGGCGUGACAUAUACACGUACAACACGUUUAUUGAUGCCAUUUGCAAGUGUGGAAACAUGGAGCUUGCUAUGCAGGUUCUGUUGGAUAUGGAAGCGAAAGGCGUUAAGCCAAAUGUUGUUACAUACAGUACACUGAUUGAUGGAUAUUCCAAGUUAGAGAAGUACGAGGAGGCACUCAAGUUGUGUGAAAAGAUGAAGUCUAUGAGAAUUCAACUGGACCGAGUUUGCUACAACACCUUGCUGGCUAUUUAUGUGAAGGCAGGAAAGUAUGCUGAAAUUGCUAAUGUCUGUGACGAGAUGGAAGAGCUGGGGAUUGAGAAGGACACUGUCACCUACAACUCUUUGAUUAAUGGGUAUGGAAAGCAGGGACGCUUGGAUAUCGUUUCUAUCCUUGUUCAAGAUAUGAGGAAACGGGGGGUAGCUCCUAGUGUAUUAACUUAUUCAACUUUGAUAGAUAUAUAUUCAAAGGCAGGGAUGCAUGGAGAUGCAUUCAAUGUCUACUUGGAUUUUAAGGAGUCAGGCCUAAAGCCAGAUGUUGUUCUAUUCAGCUCUUUCAUUGAUACAUUGGCCAAGAACGGCUUGAUAGAGUGGGCUUUAUCUCUGCUUAAUGAUAUGACGGAGAUGGGUAUCAAGCCAAAUGUGGUUACCUAUAAUGCAAUAAUCGAUGCAUUUGGCAAGUCAAAGGUUAUGAUGGAGGAUGAUUCUGAAGUUGGUGACAUGGGUAUUGUUGGGGUUUAUGGUGGCCAAAUUGUUAGGGUUGCUAAUCCAGUGUCUAGAGGAGGGCGUUCUGCAACUGAUGUCCGGAUGAGGAGGUCACAGGAACUGUUCUUCAUUCUAGAAUUGUUUCAGAAGAUGGUCCAGCAGGGUGUAAGGCCAAAUGUUGUAACUUUUUCUGCAAUCUUAAAUGCUUGCAGUCGCUGUAAUAGUUUCGAGGAUGCAGCCCUGUUACUGGAACAACUUCGCUUAUUUGAUAACUUUGUCUAUGGUGUUGCUUAUGGUCUUCUGGUCGGUUCUCGAGAAGUUUGGUCACAAGCUCAAUCGUUAUUUAAUCAGUUAGGACGCAUGGACUCUCCAACAUCCUCUGCCUUUUACAAUGCUCUUACUGAUGUGCUAUGGCAUUUCGGCCAGAGGCGAAAAGCUCAGCAAGUUGUGUUUGAAGGGAUAAAUCGUCGUGUCUGGGAGAACACAUGGGGUGAGUUUUGCUUGGACCUGCACCUUAUGUCAUGUGGUGCAGCUCAAGCAAUGGUCCAUGCCUGGCUCCUGAAUGUGCGCUCUAUCGUCUUUGAAGGAAGAGCUAUGCCUGAAUUUUUAAGCAUUCUUACAGGGUGGGGAAAGCAUAGCAGGAUUGCUGGUGCAAGCACCCUCCGCCGUGUCAUUGAAGCACUGCUCAAUUCAAUCGGAGCGCCGUUCCAGGUGGAGCGGUUCAACAUCGGAAGGUUCGUGUCACCCAGCGCUGUGGUGGCAGCCUGGUUGAGAGAAUCGGGCACCUUCAACAUCCUUCUCCUCCACGACGAGCGGGUUCAGCAAGCAGCCCCAUCCAAUCUGGUACCGAGGUUACAAGCCUUGCAGUUGUAGCAAAGCCCCAUAGGGCAGGCUCGCCCUUCCUUGUAGUGUUGUAUCUGUAAUCCUUCCAAUUCUUCUUAAGUUCAUCUUCUCACUUUCAGAAAGAUGUAGUUGUAUCAUAGGCGCAGCGGUUAGCUUCUCUUCUGCUAAAAAAAUCUUACUACUGUCAGCCAGCAAUGUUGUAAAUUUUGGCAAUUCUGCCUUUCAAACUCCUUUUCAUCAAGAGGGGAAAUUUCAAAGAAUACCAGAAUCCCUCCAAAGGUAUCAUCAGCAUAUCA